Molecule: messenger RNA, 1742 nt
Organism: Aspergillus wentii DTO 134E9
Lineage: Eukaryota; Fungi; Ascomycota; Eurotiomycetes; Eurotiales; Aspergillaceae
Product: ankyrin repeat domain-containing protein
Exons: 3
Coding region: 1-1473 (490 amino acids)
Molecular function (GO): protein binding
Source: RefSeq, a predicted model, not a curated record
AUGCGCCUCCCAUGGGAACUCGUCCAGCAAAUCCUCGAAUGCGCAGUGGAAAUCCUCCCUCUGUCUGAUUUAUUCCAGACAAGGCUCAUCUGUACAACCUUUUCCGAUGAAAUCUUCACUCUCCUCCUCAGUACCCCCCGCCUAGACGAUGAAGCAUGGAGCUGCACUCGACUUGGCAGAGAUGAAGCCGUCCGCAGAUGGACCACAUUUCCCGACCGACUGAAAAGGCAAUAUCUAUAUCACAAGAUCCAGCAACAUACAUACAGUCCGUGUGUAUAUUCGGAAUUCGUACAUGAAGCCCUCGACUCACAGGGCCAACUGUCGCCCAACAAGCGCGAAGAGUUUAUCAGCCAAAUGAUCGACGCAACAUGGUGGAGCCAUUACCAAUUCAACCUCGUAUUCUGCACCGACAAGCGCGAUCAAUGGAAGAAGUGGUAUGAGACACAUCUAUACACCUACUACAUGGCACGGAGACUGCCACCCAUCGCAGCAGACGUCCGGGUUGCGCUCCUUUGCAGCGCAAUCAGACGAAACGACACAGUCACUGCACAGAAGCUACUCAACGAAAAGGUUGGAAUGGACGAAUUCUGCUAUCGAUUCGGAGCAAUGCCGAUAGACUUCGCAGCCAAAUGGGGAGGACGGGAGAUCAUCGCCAUGUUGAUCAAGAAGGGCAAACCGAUCGAGUACGACAUGGGUGACUGGCAUUCGAAAUGCGCGUUUACCCUAGCGGCAAGGAAUAGGAAUUUCGAUGCGCUGGAGAGUUAUAUUGAACAUUGUAAACCGCCAGGGACUUACUGCAGUGUGUCGACUGCAAUGAUCAAAGCAGCCAAAACAAUGGCGAGAAUUGGCGAUAUUGAGAUGUUGGACUUUCUUGGAGAACGAUACAACAGAGAUACCUCUAUACUGCGAUAUGAAGCACUCAUCGCAGCAAUCAAAUCUGGUCAGCUUUCAACCAUCCAGCAUAUUUUCAACCUCGGAGAAUUCGACCUGGACAUGCGAACAGAAAGCAGCUUCAAAGGCCUUCUAUUCAGUGCUAUUUAUGACAGCGAGCCAGAUCCCAGAUUUGCAGUAGUAAAGCUACUACUGGAAAACGGCGUCGAUCCGAACCAAAGCUUCCCUGGUGUCGGCGUAACAGCACUGCAAAGAACUUUGUAUAGAGGCGAUGGAGAGAUAGCAAAGUUACUAAUCGAAUACGGAGCAGACGUGAAUGCCACUCGAGCCCCAGCGGGAAACAAGGAGUUGGCACCGCCGGUGAUUCUGGCUGCAAGACGGGGACUACCGUUGAUUCCGUUGAUGGUGGAGAAGGGGGCAUAUACUCGAUUCACAUGGAGGAGGAAGCAAUGUGUGGUGAAGAUUGGAGACCUGACACAUCGAGAGCAUUUGCCUAGAGCUGGGAUGGGAGGUGGAUCAAAAGUUGUCAUACUCGAUAACAGUCGUCGCAUGAGGCAUCCUUUGACUGGAACGAAUGUCUAGUACAUAGUCGGGCUUGUAGCGCUGCGUAGGUGGCAUUUACCGGCUCUGUGCAGUUAGCUAAUGAACUGGCGAUGCUUUCCAAGUUUUUCAGUUGUUCGUCGAGGGUGUCGAAUCCGUGCUGUAGGUCCAGAUCGAUGGCUUCAUGCUCCAGCUUCAUGGUCGCGAAACCAUUAAAGAGAUCGAUGGGAUCCCAGUUUUCUGCUUGGGCAACGCGAGAAGCAGCUUCCAGAUCGAGCACGUAAAGAGACUGAAAGGUAUCCUCAUCCGAA